GAGAACCCUAACUGGAGUGGAGACGGUGUUGAUACGAUCGAUCGCAUUUGAUUGGAAAAUUUCGAUUUCGCUCCAUUUCGAUCUAAUUAAGCAGAUACCAUGGAUGAAGAAGACGGAGAGAGACGUGUUCGUGCGAAGCCCUCAGGUGACGGAGCAGUAGUUGAAGUAGAUAAGCUGAGAAACUUGCCAGAUUCUUUGCUUCAUCAGAUUCUCUUGAAACUUCCCACCAAGGAUGUGGUGAAGUGCAGUGUGUUAUCCCACCGAUGGAGAAAUCUAUGGAGAUACGUACCUGGGCUGGACUUGCAAUGUGGUGAUUUCAUGGUGAGUGACUGUGAUGACUUCUCGGAUUUCAUGACUUUGUUGGGGUUCGUUUAUAGGUUUCUGGGUUUCAACAGUGAGUCGUGUUUACGAGAGUUUAAGUUAACGGUUGAUUCUUAUAAGGCUGUCGAGCUUGGCACUGAUCAUUUCACCCACUGGAUCAACACUGUUGUUAAGAGGAAAGUUCAACAUCUCAAUAUCUUGGACAAAAAUUGGGAGAUGAAUAGAGUAGUGAUACGGAUACCCGGAACAGUUUACUCGUGUGAGAGCUUGGUAUCUUUAACUCUCCGGUACAUAUGCUUGCCUAAUCCCCCCGAGCUUGUGUCUUUACCUUCUCUUAAAGUUAUUGUUCUAGAUGGAGUUGAGUUUGACAACGAUUUGGCUUUGGAGAUGCUGAUCUUAGGCUGCCCUGUUCUUGAAAGCUUAAGUUUAAACACUAUUAACAUGAACGGCAAUUUAGAAUAUCUUCAAGUGUGUUCUCAGUCUCUAUUGAGUUUCACUUAUGUUGAGAUGAUGGGUUAUAUGAAUAUCAUAAUUGAUGCUCCUAGGCUUGAGUAUCUGAGGCUUAGUGAUAAGGGAAUGGAAAGUUUCAUUAUAGAAAAUCAUGGUUCACUUGUUAAGGCCGAUAUCGAUACUGAGUUUGACUUAAGUUUCGAUAAUGAGUCUGAUCCAUAUAAUCUACCAAAGAGACAUAUGAUUCGUAAUUUUCUUGUUGGGAUAUCUUGUGUUAAAGAUAUGAGCAUCUCUUCGAGUACUCUUGAGGUCAUAUAUAAUUACUCAAGAUGUGAAAAACUACCCUUAUUCCAUAAUAUAGCUUACUUGCAAGUCAAAUUCACCGACUACAGGUGGGGAAUGUUGCCAAUCUUUCUUGAGAGCUGCCCGAAUCUAAGAUCUCUUGUCUUGGAAAUUAGUAGCCGUCCUCCGAGGAAGAAGGGAGUUAGUAUCUUACGUGGACCUCGUCAGUUUCUAACAUCUCUUGAGUAUGUUAAGAUUGUGAAGCCGAUGGCAGAGAAGGCAACAGAGACAAACCCGAAACUAGUGAGUUACUUUCUAGAGAACUCAACAAUCCUCAAGAAACUCACACUAUGCUUAGGCAAUUUGAGACAAAAGGAAGAAGCUGUCAUCCUCAGGAAACUUCUUACUAUUCCAAGACUCUCUGCCUCGUGCCAAGUUUUUGUGCUCUGAUCCUCACAAGUAUUUAUUCCGGUGAUGAACAUACAAGCCAAUAUUGUCUUUUGAGUACUAAGUUAUCAUGAACUCUAUGUUUUUUCGUCGUUUGACGCAAGUUUGAUCUAUUGUCUAAGCUAGUAAGAGAAAUCGUAUGUUAGGUGUUUUGUUAAAUAUGAAUAUUUAAGUUUUCUCGUCAACUAAUUCAAUUCUAAGACUCUUUUUUGUA
Molecule: messenger RNA, 1714 nt
Organism: Capsella rubella
Lineage: Eukaryota; Viridiplantae; Streptophyta; Magnoliopsida; Brassicales; Brassicaceae
Product: FBD-associated F-box protein At4g13985
Exons: 3
Coding region: 100-1503 (467 amino acids)
Molecular function (GO): protein binding
Source: RefSeq, a predicted model, not a curated record